AUGGCGUCUGCUGAUCUGAAGAAGGACCUGGAAUGUUCCGUCUGUACGAACAUUUAUACAGAUCCUGUACCACGGGAAUGUGGACACAACAUCUGCCGGGAUUGUAUUGGUCGGGUCUUGGAUACAGAGGAGGGGUCUGGAGGAUAUUCCUGUCCUCAAUGUAGAGAAAAAUUCAGGAGACGUCCUUUUCUGUUGAGAAACAGAAGAUUGAAUAAUAUGGUAAAGAAUUUCCUGACUUCUCAGCCAGAUCAAGAGAUGAAGAUCUGUACAAACUGUAUCCACGCCAAAGUACCUGCUGUUAAACUCUGUCUGAUGUGUGAAGCUUAUCUGUGCAAGGACCACCUGAAAGUUCACAGCAGGUCACCAGAACACGUCUUAUGUGACCCCACCACUUCCCUGGAGAACAGGAAAUGCUCCGUCCAUAAGAAGAUCCUGGAGUAUUACUGCACUGAGGACUCUGCCUGUAUCUGUGUGUCCUGCAGGCUGGAUGGAGAACAUCGAGGACAUCAGGUGGAGACUCUGGAUGAGGCCUCUGAGAAGAAGAAGAAGAAACUGAGGAAUGUUCUGCAGAAACUGAUGACAGAGGAAGUGGAGAUGAAGAAAAGAGUCCAGAGUCUGGAGGAACACCGGAGGAAAGUACGAGGAAAAGCAGCUGGUGAAACAGAGAGAGUCACUGCCCUGCUCAGAGACCUCAGGAGACGUCUGGAGGACCUGGAGAAGAGAGUCCUGAGUGACAUCUCCGGGCAGGCAGAGCGGGUCUCCCUCUACGUGUUGGAUAUGAUCCGGGAGCUGGAAAUAAAGAAGGACGAGCUGUCCAGGAAGAUGCGUCACAUUGAGGAGCUGUGUAACAUGACGGAUCCACUGACUGUCCUACAGGAAUCAGACACAGGUGACUUGUGUGAUACUGAGGAUGGAGAUGAUGAGGACAGAGAGAGACAUGAUAGACUCCUCCAUGAUGGAGGGGAUCUGGAUGUGGCUGGGAUCUCACACACAUUACACACAGGUAUAUCUGAUAUCAUGUCUGGGGUAAUUGUACAGGAAGGUCCAGGCACACAUGUCUAUCCACAUUCUAGUGCAAAGGGCAAAGGUCACAUCACUGCUGAACCAUCCAGGCCACGCCCCCAACCCACCCCCACCGUACAACAUUCACACCUCCAGCCUGGAGGAUCAAAUAUUGGGGCAGUGCAGCAAACAUCGGGGGUGUCGGGGGUUACAGACAUAAUACUGGAUGUGAGCACAGCUGGUAAUACUCUACAGAUAUCACAUGACAGGAAAACUGCAACCUGGUCAGAUACAGACCAAAAUUAUCCAGAAACUCCAGAGAAAUUUCAGGAUUAUCCUCAGGUGUUGAGCAGUCAGAGUUUCUCCUCAGGGCGACAUUACUGGGAAGUGGAUGUCGAGGGGUCACUUGACUGGAAAGUCGGGAUGUGCUACCCCAUUAUAGAAAGGAAAGGAGGUCAGUCAGUGAUUGGAUAUAAUAAGAAAUCCUGGGGCUUGGGGUGGUGGGAUAAUCAGUACUCAGUGACUCAUAACAGGAGAGAGAUCCUACUACCCGGCAUUGUCUCCAGUGACAGAGUCAGGAUAGAUCUGGAUUAUGAGGCCGGGUGGAUCUCCUUUUAUGAAUUGAGUGACCCGAUCCGACACCUCCACACCUUCACCACCACCUUCACUGAGCCCCUCCAUGCCGGGUUAGGUGUAUGGGAAGGUUGUAUAAAGAUAUCUGGGGGGAAAUCAGAUGUGUGA
Molecule: messenger RNA, 1743 nt
Organism: Nanorana parkeri
Lineage: Eukaryota; Metazoa; Chordata; Amphibia; Anura; Dicroglossidae
Product: E3 ubiquitin/ISG15 ligase TRIM25-like
Exons: 1
Coding region: 1-1743 (580 amino acids)
Molecular function (GO): protein binding; zinc ion binding
Source: RefSeq, a predicted model, not a curated record